AUGGCGACCUCCAUGAACACCAUGAAUGUUUUACUGGGCAUCAGCUGUUUUGUCUUUGUUUGCGUCUUAUUCGCAGCAGGAGUUACGUCUGAUGAGGAAUUUGAAGGUUCAAGAACGCUUACACUAGAGCACAGUUUUAAUUCAGGAUCACAAUUUACUAAACGUGGCAUUAUAAGUGUUCAGUCUUUGAAGGGAAGCAAGGCCUCCUUCACCUCAGCCUCUGCAUUGUCUAAGGAUGAAAUCCAGCAGUUGAAGUCUGCAGCAAAAAAUGAUGGCCUAUACAGAAUUAGGAUUCCAUUGAAAAGCACUUCUGAUGUGGGGACAUCAUAUGUGUCUUCUGCUACCAAAGCUUGUGGGAUUGUGGAAUCUGGACUUCAUGACGAAAUCACAGUUAAUUUUGACCAGUCAGGAGAAGUGCUUGGGGUCAGCAUUCGUGCAAAUGUGCCAGCUUGUACAGGGCUGGAGGUACCCGACACAAAUUUAACCACAUGGAAGACAUCAGUAGAGGUCUCAACAACAGUAGCUGGACCUUCACCUGAUACGCAGACUUACAUUGAGAAGAUGAAGCGUGAUGAGCAAGAAAAGUUGAAGAACCAAGAUGGAGACAACCGCUCCUUUCUGAGCAAAUAU
Molecule: messenger RNA, 630 nt
Organism: Candidula unifasciata
Lineage: Eukaryota; Metazoa; Mollusca; Gastropoda; Stylommatophora; Geomitridae
Source: the annotation of a GenBank genome assembly